AUGAACACUCACAAUAAUUUGAUAGGUUUAAAAGCAACAUCCAGCAAGGCGCUUAACUCAUUUCGCCAAUAAACUUCAAAUGCUGGAAGAAAUUCUUCCUCAAAGUCAAGAUCAUCUAAAAAACUUAAACUGUCUCAUGCACUUAAACAGGCUUAGUCUUUUUAGUUUUACGACGAUAAAUAGCUAGCACAAUAGAUACUAAAUGGAGAUUUAGAUACUCUUAAACUUUUCUCAAAAGUGAGUGUGAAUUGGAGAACUUGGGUAUCCAAAGAACAUCAAAUGCCCUUAAUCCAUCUUGUGAUUUAAUCUAGAUAGUCGAAAUCUCUUGAAUACUUAAUUGAAAAAGGAUUUAACUUAGACUAAAAAUCCAGUACAAGAGAGGAAACUCCUCUGCAUUUGAGUUGUCGGUUGAAUAUAUGUGAGAUGGUAAAAAUUUUACUUUAAAAUGGGGCAAUAGCAAACGUUUAAGAUACUGAAAAAUUAACUCCACUGCAUCUAGCAAUGAAAAGUGAAUGCUUAGAUUGCAUUCAGCAAUUGGUAUCUUAUGGUGCUAGCAUGAAAUUAAGAGAUCAUCAGCACUAUUCUCCAAUGCACUAUGGUAUAAUUUAUGGAUAAGGUAGUGGUCUCGAGACUCUUCUUUAAUUAGGAGUAGAUCCUAAAGAAGAAUGGAAGAAAAGAUAUUAUCCUAUUCAUCUAGCAGCACAAAGAGGAUCAAUUAAUAAGGGUCAAUGGAUUGCGUAAGGUUAUUGGUUGAAGCUGGCCAUCCUAAUAAUCAGUUAAGGCUUCCAAAUCCAGAAAAUUUCUUUACAUUAAGUAGUUAAAACUAAUUACUUCACUCAAACUUUACCAAUGAUAUGGGAACUUUGCCAUGUAAAUAUCUAUUAUUGCAUAAAUCCCAAAUUAGAGAUUGGUGGAACCAAAGAUAAUGAAAGCUAGCUAGGAGAAGAAAAGAAAACCAAUAGCAAUGACUCUAUGUAAAAUAACGGAAUGAAAUUUACAAUUCUUAACAACAAAAAAGGAGAAAAGCUUGUUGGAAUGACUCUCGACGAUGGUAGUACAGUGUAUGUAAAUUUGAAAAAAUUGAUGCAAAAUGAUAAGGCAUCUUAGAAGCAAUAGAAAAAUACAAAAGUUAUAGAUUAUAAGAUGAAUAGUGAUCCUAUGAGAAUAUCUGAACAUUUAACUAUAGGAGAUAGAAUUGGAGAGGGUGCUCACGCAUAGGUAUUUUGUGGUGAAUAUAUGGGAUCAAAGGUUGCAAUAAAGAGAUUUAGAAAUGAUGAUAAUCAUAGUCACAAAGCCUUUCUCACAGAAGUUGACAUCUUAAUGUCAUUUAAGGGCCAUCCAAACAUCAUACUAUUCCUUGGAGGAUUUAAGCAAGGUCCGUUUAGUUAUAUAGUUACAGAAUUCGCAAAGCAUUUAAAUCUCUCUAGUUACAUAAAGAAAAUUAAAAGGUAGGAAAAAGGAAAUAAGCAAAGAGAAAUAUUAACUCUAGAGAGUAAAAUUAGAUGGGCUCUUCAAAUUGCGAGAGGUGCUAAUUAUCUUCAUAAAUAAGAGCCUCAAAUACUGCAUCGAGAUUUCAAAGCAGAAAAUAUUCUCGUGAUCAGCAAUGAUUUAGUUAAAAUUUGUGACUUCGGACCAAUAGAUGAUAACUGGCAACAAACAGAGACGAUUGGCACAGUUCCAUGGAUGGCUCCAGAAUUUUUGAGCGACAAGAUUUUCACUCAUAAGUCUGAUAUUUACUCCUAUGGCGUAUUAUUAUGGGAAAUUUUCACAGAGGAUGAACUAUAUCCUGAAUUAAGACCUAUAUAGAUUCAUUUUCAAGUCAUUCAUAAUGAUUUAAGACCUGAGAUGCCAAAAGAUAUAAACUCAGAUAUUAAAGCUUUAAUUGAAAUUUGCUGGCAUAAAUUACCAGGCUAAAGACCUGAAUUUGAUUAAAUUAUAAAAAUGCUUAAGUAAUUAAAAAAGGAGAUCAAGCAAAGUAAAAUUUAAAAUAGCUAGAAAAAAAUGAAAUUAAAAAGUCCUACUGUGCUUAACUCAUCUCUUUGA
Stylonychia lemnae is the source of this 2043-nucleotide messenger RNA. NCBI's taxonomy places the organism in Eukaryota, Ciliophora, Spirotrichea, Sporadotrichida, Oxytrichidae. The record is from the annotation of a GenBank genome assembly.